Molecule: messenger RNA, 1078 nt
Organism: Glycine soja
Lineage: Eukaryota; Viridiplantae; Streptophyta; Magnoliopsida; Fabales; Fabaceae
Exons: 6
Coding region: 110-688 (192 amino acids)
Source: RefSeq, a predicted model, not a curated record
UAAGUUCGGAUGUACCCGACCCGUAUAACACAUUCGGAUCCGGAUCCUGCAGUGUCAUCACUGAUCAGAUUUUGAUGAAGAGUUAGGGAGUGUUGUGAGCUUCAGCAAAAUGCGCGCCCUAGCAGCUCAGUUCUCUAAUUAUUUAUGCAGAAGAAAAGUUGGGGUCAAUCCGCGAUCUCGUAAUUUUUCAUCAUAUAAUAGCAAAGAUGAGCUAACCAUUGAGGAAGAAGCUGAGAGGAAAGUCGGAUGGCUAUUGAAGACGAUAUUUUUUGUGACUGCCGGGGUAGCAGGAUACCAUUUCUUUCCUUAUAUGGGAGAUAAUUUGAUGCAACAGUCUGUUUCACUUUUGCGUGUCAAGGAUCCCUUGUUCAAAAGGAUGGGAGCUUCUAGAUUGGCUCGUUUUGCGGUAGAUGAUGAAAGAAGGAAGAAGAUAGUUGAGAUGGGCGGAGCUAAGGAACUCUUAAAUAUGUUAAGCACUGCUAAAGAUGACCGUACACGGAAAGAAGCAUUGCACGCUCUUGAUGCAUUGUCACAAUCAGAUGAAGCUCUUGCAUCCUUGCAUCAUGCCGGGGCCAUUUCAGUAAUUAGGUCUGCACCAAAUUCACUUGAGGAUGCAGAAGUUGAGAGAUUCAAGUUGAGCUUGAUGAAAAGGUUUCAAGAUCUCAGAUACGAUGAUGUGUCAUCAUGAGUUGAGGUGCAUGCCUAUUUGUUUUUUUUUUUUGGGUGGUUGGAGCAUGAAAUAUCAUGAUAUGAGAGAUUAAGCUGGCAACCAAAGUAUUUUUGGGGAAGAGUAUUGGAAAUUGCAGUGUAUCCUUUGACUAGGUCUAAUGAAAGACUAUAGUUCUAUUGUCAUUUUGUUUUUCUCACUUGUCAAAUGCGAUUUGUCGCUCAUUGUUAUGUCAAUCAUAAAUACAAUGGAAAAGACUUAUGUGCGUGUCAAUUUUAGUUUUUAAAAUGUAUAUGCAUUUAGAAGAUAAAUAGAUUACAACAAACUAGUAUUGAAGUUGUAAGUGUUUGGAUACUAUAACUGUAUAUUUGGUUAAAACUACUAGAUUAAAUUUAAGACAUUAAUGUGAUU